Molecule: messenger RNA, 2845 nt
Organism: Synchiropus splendidus (mandarinfish)
Lineage: Eukaryota; Metazoa; Chordata; Actinopteri; Syngnathiformes; Callionymidae
Gene: sft2d1
Product: SFT2 domain containing 1
Exons: 8
Coding region: 244-726 (160 amino acids)
Biological process (GO): vesicle-mediated transport
Cellular component (GO): membrane
Source: RefSeq, a predicted model, not a curated record
GGAGGGCUCUCCAGGCGCCAGAACCCCCCUGGACUGACCUGGAAUCAGCUCUUAAUUUUUUAAACUGCCGCCAGUCCCGACUCAUCUAGUGUGCGGAAGCUGACCCCAAGUCAGUUGUGUAGCAACGGUUCACACAGGAAGCUCGGAAGUCGAAGUUGAAAGGGACGACUGACAGCAGCAGAACCGCGUUUUCUUAAUGCAAGAAGUUCUCAACUGUGAGAAAUCGACACCGCUUGUAAAACAAUGGACAAACUUCGUCGAGUGCUAAACGGUCGCGAGGACAACGAAGAACUUGGUCUGACGUCACAGGUUCUGGAUGCCACAUCACUCAGCUACAGCACCAGGGUGAAGUGGUUUGUCAUAUGUUUCGCUGCAGGCAUCCUGUGCUCAAUACUCGGUUCAGCUUUGCUCUUCCUGCCUAAUGGAAUCAAACUGUUUGCAGUUUUCUACACGUUAGGGAACAUCGCAGCUCUUUCCAGCACCUGCUUCCUCAUGGGACCACUGAAUCAGUUGAAGCGCAUGUUUGAACCAACAAGGCUCAUCGCGACGAUUGUCAUGCUGCUUUGUCUCAUCUUAACUCUCUGCUCCGUCUUUUGGUGGGCUAAAAAGGGGCUGGCCAUCAUCUUCUGUAUUCUGCAGUUUUUGGCAAUGACAUGGUACAGUAUCUCGUACAUUCCAUUCGCCAGGGACGCCGUGAUGAAGUGCUUCACCACCUGUCUGAGCUAGAACGCUCAGGUCUCCUUAUCCCUGCGGAGACUGGUCCUAAAAUGCAAACGCUGCAGCAGCCACCGCAGCUCUGUGCAAUAUAAUGUACAUCGGCCUGCUACCAGUGAUGAUUAGAGGUUUUAUUGUUCAAAAUGUCAACCCGUGCUUCAUUUUCUUUAAAAACAUUACACUGUUUGCUUCUUUAUGAAUGGAGUAAUACACGGUUAGAACGUAAUAUAUUUAAAUUUGUUGGGUUUUUAUACCAUUUCAACGCGAUGAGCUUUAAAAGAGAUGACCAACCUUUUCCUCCUCCUCUGUUUCCUGUUGUGUAAAGACAAUAUAUAAUACGGUUUUCUGUCACUCUGUCGUUGAAUGAGUUUCUUUUCAAAACAAACCCCCUGAAGAUGCUGAGAUGUAUGUCUUCCGCCGAGGCUUGCAGAUGCUCAUCAAAAGUCAGGGGUCUUGACAGUGCCCCUCCCCCCCACUUUUUUGCUCAGCAAAUUGCAUUAGAAUUGGUUCUCCCUUUAAAAUUUGAUUUCCUGCCAUAUGUAUUCAUGACCCAGUUAAUUACGCUCUUCUGAGCAUUGUGAGUUUGAUGUGACCUAAUAACCCAAUAUAGCUUGCAUGGUUAUGGCGUAGCCUUUGAGGAUGGCGUCGUCAUGACAACCCUCUGGAAGAAGCAUCACCUCAGUCUACCCCCAUUUAUGCUGCAGAUGUUCAUGUUACGCCGAUAAGAGGGCGGCGUCGGUUUGGUUUCAUAGAGAGCCAUGGCUUGAGGAAUGGUUGAAGCAAUACUGGCUCAGAUUUGGACGUGGACCUGCUGACAAAACAUUCCCCAGUAAGAGUGGUAAGAUACAUACAGAUACAUUUAUAAAACCUCUCCAGCUUUUCCUCCCGCAGUCACUGAGCAGGAACCAUCCGAUUCAGACAAAGCAUUGAAACAAGACAAAUCUCAACUGACCUGAAGCUUGACUAGUCUUCCCCCAGUUUUCCCUGUAUUCUGUGCUCAGGCAUCCUCUCUAGUUUUCAUGCGUUUGAUUUCUUUAUCUUUAUUUUUACUUUUCAAUGUGAAUCAAGUCUUUGACUGAUGUGAUCUUCACAUCAAGGGAUCUUUUCCAAACUAUUUAUGAAAAAAACCUGACAUUUUUCUGGCAAAAUCUUUACAAAUAUGAAUUAUCAAUGAUAGUAAAAUCCAACCUAAGUCAUAUUAAUUACAUUUCUGUAGGUAAUUAUUCAGUCUCUUCUUUUAUUUUUGCAUUUUAUUUUUUAUUUGUUUUAUAUCUGGAUCUUAUGAAACAAAUGUUUUAAGUUAAAAUGACCUGCUCCAGGUCUCAAUGGUUCCUCACCACCACCACCAGUGCACCGCCACAGGAGAAUUUGUUGUGUUUUGCUUAACAAUAGUGGAGGUGUUUCAGAACCUUCAAACAGAGGGAUAAAAAGUUGUGGAAAGAUCAUCUGUUCGUCCUCUAGGUUCCAAAAACCACCCAUUAUCUUAGUGGAGGAGGAGAUACCCUCAACAUUCAAGCGACUCACAACCUUCCUGCACCACAGCUCCUCCCAUUCAGACUUCAUCCGAGCCUCCUCAUGAGCAGUACAAGAGAGUCCUCUUCCUGUGUGUUGCACCACCAGACGCAAGACUCCUCUGCAUUUUACUUCCUGUUGUUGAGCGGCCUCACAGUUUCAUUAGGCUCUUGUGUAACGUGCCGGAGGAUUAUCGCAGACAAAAUCUCCCCUCAGCACUUCUUGUCCAACUAACUUGGCUGAGACCCCGUAAAUCCCUCUAUAUUUUCCAAGUAAUCUGCUGGAUGGAUUCUCUUGAAUGUUGUUUCGCUUUUCUUCGCUCGCCAUUUUUGGAUUAGAGUUUGGGACGGACGACCUCGACAAGCUGUUGUUGUCCCGACUGUUUCCUCUGUGUUACGUCUCAUCCAUAUGUCACAGAGAGGACAAGGCAUGGCUGCUCCGUAAGAUGAUGCAGGACCUUAUCUGUGCCUCGGAUGAUCACUUUUUGAAAAUUGAAUCCAGAGGAAGUGGGGAAAAAAUGCAUUGAUUUCUGGUCCAGUCAUGUGGCAUGAAUUGUCAAUCUGUCUGUGUGAAAGUGCAGAUAACAGCAGAUGUGAAGUGAAAUCAAUCCUCAAGACUA